UCCUUGUUUCCGUCCAAACCAGGCUCCUACUCUCUCUCUAGCCCCCUCAUCUUACCGUCACGGCGCGUCCCUGUCUUUCCCCGUCUCUGACGCAAACUAGUACCUAUAAUAAUUGCACUCGCGCUCGUUUAUUUGCCGGCUGUUCCAGGCGAGAGUGUCCGGUGAUCAUUCGUAAAAUCAAUGGCCGCAUUAUCCACGCGUUAAUUGGCGGCGUCUGAAUUUUAUCUUUUUGGUGUGCUUUCCCGAAUUGGAAGAUUUUAUCCGAUUUCGUGACGUUUUGAUUUGGAUAAGCGGUUUGGAUUUUCUGCUAGUAGGUUGUUUGUUUGUCGCUCCCAAGCCUGCGCGCCUUAAUGCUUCUGAGAAUUUUGUUCUGAGGUGCUUCCUUAACCAACGUACAGAACUUUAGUUCCGCGGAAAUUCUGCAGUCAUUAGCGGUUGAAGGCUGUCGUGACUAUGUAGAUUUGGUCUCCUGCCAUUUUUUAUAUGGUCGGAUCUUGGAGAUACCGACUGUUAUGAGUUGGAGACGGCAAAAAAGGAAAGAAGUAUUUCCAGAUUUAAGCCACAUUUAGGGUUUUUUUGCCAUUUCAUUUCAUCUCGCCUUUUCUUUUCGAGCUCUGCAUUGAUCGAAUUGGGAGAGCAAUCGAAUCCUCCAGAUUUAAGCCACAUAGGUUGAGUUUGGCUGGUUGUUAGUGCGCUGAGUGGAGGAUUGUGAAAGCAUUGGUCCGAGUGAAGCAGGGUUGAGGGGAGUGAGAAGAAGUUCGUAGUGCAUAGAGAUCAGCAUUGGGAAGGCUGAUGGGCUUGAAGACAUUUGGCGAGGGUAGGGUUGAGAAGCUGAGAAAUUCUAUGACGGUAUCCUCAAGGUCGAGAAUGAAACUGUGGCUAAUACGUGCCACAACGUCCGUUUUGCUAUGGACAUGCAUUGUCCAGUUAACUGCUUUGGGUGACAUGUGGGGGCCUAGAGUUUUGAAAGGGUGGCCGUCCUGUUUCACUCAGGAGUCGGCGAUCAGGGUAUUGGAUACCGAGUUGCCUGCUGCGCGUCCCAGAGUUCUUCCACCCAAGAGAGUUUAUAAGAACAACGGUUACCUAAUGGUCUCAUGCAAUGGAGGAUUGAACCAAAUGAGAGCAGCGAUAUGUGACAUGGUAACCAUUGCAAGAUAUUUAAAUGUCACACUUAUAGUCCCUGAACUGGAUAAGACCUCCUUCUGGGCGGAUCCCAGUGAGUUCCAAGACAUAUUUGAUUUGGAUCAUUUUAUUACAUCCUUGAGAGAUGAGGUACGAAUAUUGAAAGAGUUGCCGCCUAGACUCAAGCGGAAAGUGGAACGUGGGAUGAUUUAUAGUAUGCCACCAAUUAGUUGGUCUGACAUAUCUUACUAUAAGAAACAGAUUCUACCGUUAAUUCAAAAGUAUAAAGUUGUCCAUCUUAAUCGAACUGAUGCUCGAUUGGCCAAUAAUGGCCAACCUUUGGAGAUUCAGAAGCUGCGUUGCCGGGUUAAUUUCCAUUCUUUGAGAUUUACUUCUCAGAUAGAGGAAUUGGGCAGAAAGGUGAUCAGGCUUCUAAGGCAAAAGGGUCCGUUUCUGGUACUUCACCUGAGAUAUGAGAUGGAUAUGCUGGCAUUUUCUGGCUGCAAUCAAGGUUGCAACAGUGAGGAGGCGGAAGAGUUGACAAGAAUGAGAUAUGCCUAUCCGUGGUGGAAAGAAAAAAUCAUUAAUUCUGAUUUGAAAAGGAAGGAUGGUUUGUGCCCUUUAACUCCUGAGGAGACCGCCCUUACACUUAGGGCUCUUGACAUUGAUCAAAACAUUCAAAUCUACAUUGCAGCUGGGGAGAUAUAUGGUGGUGAAAGGAGGAUGGCAAGCCUUGCGAGGGAAUAUCCAAAAUUGGUCAGGAAGGAGACACUGCUAGAACCAUCUGACCUCCAGUUCUUCCAAAAUCAUUCAUCUCAGAUGGCAGCAUUGGAUUAUCUUGUCUCCUUAGAGAGUGAUAUCUUUGUCCCCACGUAUGAUGGUAAUAUGGCCAAAGUGGUUGAAGGUCAUCGCAGAUAUCUUGGAUUUAAGAAAUCAAUCCUAUUGAACAGAAAGCUUCUAGUUGAUUUGAUAGAUCGGUUCAACAAUGGAAUUCUGAACUGGGAUGAAUUCUCAUCAGCUGUGAAGGAAGCUCAUGCCAAUCGCAUGGGUAGCCCAACUAAAAGGUUAGUCAUCCCCGACAGGCCCAAAGAAGAGGAUUAUUUCUAUUCAAAUCCAGAGGAGUGUUUAGGAACAUCAGAUGAACGUUUGAGUAGUACGUGAGUAAUAUGUUUGGAAGACGGUGGAAUUUCUUGUUCGCUCUGGUGCCACUUGGUUUUGUCCUCGAUGUUAAGAAUGUUUUCUGCACAGUUUUGGCGAAGACAGCUUUUUGUAUCAAAGAGGCAGUCAAUGGUGACUGUCAAGGGGGAUAGACUUGGUGAGAAGCUCCUGACUACUGAGGUGGAGCAAAGCAGCUGGGCAAUACCUUGUUAUAAUAUAGAUGCAAAUAAUUCAUCACAUUCAUGUAUAGAAGCUACCCUGCCAUUACAGGGAAAGGGCUGAUCAUACUGCUUUGUACGCGGAAGAAAUACAUGCAGAUUUGGACUUCUGGAACUGCGGUUUGUGGUUGAAAGCUGGAUUCCUUGGUUCCUUUUUUCUUUCCCAUAUCCUCAUAUAUAAAUUUUGUUUCGGGUUUCUGCGCCUUCUUCUUCUUCUUUUUUUUUAACCACCAUGGUCUUUGCAUUUUCAGGCUUAUACUCAGUAUAAGAUUUGUGUUUGGGUAGAUUAAGCUUCCAGUUACUCGUUUUUGGUCUAUUAUUGAGGGAAUAACAGACUGGAUUAUCAAUCAUUGAUCACGCAUUGUAUGUAGGUAAUGACGUUGUAUUGACUUGUUCGAUUUUUUGUCCAAUCUUAAUUGGCA
Neltuma alba is the source of this 2920-nucleotide messenger RNA. RefSeq names its product rhamnogalacturonan I rhamnosyltransferase 1. Gene Ontology annotation, cellular component: cytoplasm. The transcript is spliced from 8 exons. The coding region runs from base 793 to 2283 and encodes 496 amino acids. The record is from RefSeq and is a predicted model, not a curated record. NCBI's taxonomy places the organism in Eukaryota, Viridiplantae, Streptophyta, Magnoliopsida, Fabales, Fabaceae.